UUUGUACGACUGUCAGUUGUCUCACUUUAAUAUAUUUUGAAAUCAAACAAAUAUGUGCUGCAUACAAACAUGUUAAUGCAAGCUCGGCGGCACAUCAACGUCACAGUUCCACUGAUGGUAAUGGUCCUGUUAGCGGCAAGACUGCAUCCAGUGUGUGGCACUAAUGGCGAUGUAGAUUCGAGAAGAACGGUAAAGCUACGCCGAGAUCAAGAUGACUGGCUUGCCCUUCCGCCGUUGAAUGUCAAAAAGCCUGUGGCGAGCACCGAUCGAUUGUUCCAGCAGGUGGACGCCUUCGAUCGACUCGAUGGCAUAACAGAAUCCUCGCCUGCAAGGGACUUGGAAGCAUUUUGGGGCUUUGGUCGUAAAUCAGAGAAGCAGCCGAAGGAGAACAAGCUGAACUUCUUGCUAAACUAUUCCAGUGAAAAGAAACUGGGAACAGCGGAAGCUGGAGCCAACACAAAGAUCGAUGAGCUGUUCAAGCGGCCGCAGAUGAAGAAACCCGAAAGCGCGCAGCAGCUGGAGCAGCAUCACCGGCAAAUGGAUCACUUCAAGAACGUUGCUGCCGAUCUGGCAUUUGAGCGAAUGAUGAACAGCCAGCAAGAACGAAAACAGAGCGCCGAUGCUGUCUUUAUCCCCCUGUUUACCACCGCAACACCCUUUUUAGCCAAGUCUGCUCCGGAAAAGUCCCCAAAUAGGAAGAUUUAUCCGCUAAAUCACGCUGCAAAACCUUCUUGGGCGAUAACUUAUUUGGCAAAAAGUGUUCCGGCGAAGCCAGCAAAGGAAAAGAUUCAUCCACAGCUUUCCGCUGCAAAACCUUUCGGGGCGAAGCCUGUUCCUGCGAAGCCCGGUAAUAGUAAGAUCCAUCUGCUGUCUAAAGCCAAGAGCCAGAAGCCAGCGUUGCCCCGUCCAAGCACCUGUGCGGCAACGACACCAAAAAAACCUCCCUCCGGGAAGGGUAAUCCCAGUCCCAAGCCCAAACCGUUGGCACCGUCUAAGGCGCAGUGCAAAGACAAGAAAGAGCCGCCGAUCAGUGGUUCCUCAGCAAAGCGUUUAGAGCUAGAGAUCCUAGGCAUGAAGAAGCAUCUCCUGUCCAUCCUGAAGACCCUGAACGUCCUGGAAAUGGAGGUGCUGAGCAGAUCGCCAGACACCUGUCCGCGACACCAUCACAAGGGGAAAGGGAUGGGCAAGGGCAACGCUCCAAAGAAGAAGACAAAGAUCGGGGAGCGACUGGACAGACCCAAUUUACUGUCCAAAGCUAACUCAACGCUUCAUCCCGGCUUUGUCUUCGGCAUUCGACCGGCGGGCGCCAAGGAGAAAUUGGCAGCUUUGGCUGCCGCUCGCAGCGAGGAACUCAAGCUGCGGGGAAAAGUGUGGCAAGAGCAUCUGCAGCAUCUGAUGGCCAGGAAGCGGCCCUACUUAAAGCCAAAGCGUUACGAGGUAGCGCCACCAGCAGCCGCUCGCCUAGAGCCCGUAGACCCAAAGCCUUCCGUCGUCCCGCCCCUCAAUCACAAGUCGCUGCUUUUGUUGCUGAAAUCGAGGCCAACUUCAGCUCCUGUGCAGCAAGAUCGCAUGCCUGUUACCCCAGCCAAACAUUUAGCUAUUCGAAAUUAUGAACUGUUGCCAAAAAAGUUGAAUGGCACCAAACGCCAUCCCGCGCCACGGAUGAAUAAAAAGAGAAAGAAGAAGAAAAUAGCUCCACGACCGACUGACCGAACGAUAGCCAGGAAGAUGGCCAGAUAGCAAGAUGCUAGCCCAAUGCGAUA
Messenger RNA from Drosophila guanche, 1763 nucleotides. RefSeq lists its product as uncharacterized. The record is from RefSeq and is a predicted model, not a curated record. NCBI's taxonomy places the organism in Eukaryota, Metazoa, Arthropoda, Insecta, Diptera, Drosophilidae. The transcript has a single exon. The coding region runs from base 70 to 1740 and encodes 556 amino acids.